AUGGCUGAUUUGGGAGAAUCUCUGUGUGGCUCCUCCCUGCGCUUCAAACUCCCCCGGAUAACCAAAGAGUUCUCAGAGCCGGUAGAGCAGGAGCAGCCUGGCAGGCAAAGACCAAGCCUGGACCCACGCAAGUCUAGGCUGAUCACGCCGACCCAGGAACCAUCAACUGACACAUCACAGAGGAUUCUGACGGUUCUGAGGACGACUCGCAUUAAACAGCGCAAACAAGAGCAACACCUUCUAUCUGCUGCGGGCCAUGUCACCCUGAGCCAAAGCACCCUCUUCACGGUGUUCACAUGCCAGCUUCUCAUCACCGCGCACCCACUGGACGAAGCCCUCUGCAACCAAUCCAACUGGAGCAAAUUAUCCUAA
Knipowitschia caucasica is the source of this 372-nucleotide messenger RNA. The record is from the annotation of a GenBank genome assembly. Lineage: Eukaryota; Metazoa; Chordata; Actinopteri; Gobiiformes; Gobiidae.